AGAUUGGCCAAGUAGUGCCCUAAGAAACGUUGAAGAGUCCACUUGUGCGUCUGAAAAUGGCACCGCAAAUUCGUCCACUCACGCCGGAGCUGCAAAAAGCGGCCGUCGAGCAGCUGAAGGAGGAUCCUGACCGUCUGGAGGCCGAUCUGCAGGCCUUCAAGGCGUGGAUCGAACAGCAACCGCACUUGAAUCCCCGUAUGGAUGAUCAGUUUCUGGUGGCCUUUCUCCGCGGAUGCAAGUUCAGCUUGGAGCGAGCCAAGUCCAAGCUGGACAAAUUCUACACACUUCGUACCAAGUAUCCGGACUACUUUCAAGUUACCAGCACCACGGAGGGCAAGUUCCGGGAGAUUCACAAGACGGGGUCGAUACUUUUUUUGCCAACACCCUUGAAUGGGAACGGACCCCGCAUUAUAAUUUGGCGGAUGGGCCUUUGUCCGGCGGACAAGUACCAUGUCCUGGAAUGCAUGCGGGUGGCGCUGGCCAUGCAGGAGAUUACAAUUAUGGAGGAUGACUACGCCAAUGUCCAUGGGCUGAUCUUUAUCAUGGAUCUGAAGGAUGCCACGGCUGGACAUAUGUUCCAGAUGACCCCGUCCAUGGCCAAGAAGUUCUCGGUUUUCUCGGAGGAGGGCCUUCCACUGCGGCCCAAAGCCCAGCAUUUCAUCAACACGAUCACCGGUUUCGAGCAAGUCUUCAAUAUGUUCAAGCCAAUGAUGUCCAAGAAGAUGCAGGAGCGCCUAUUCGUGCAUGGCAACAAGAUGGGUCUUCUCACAGACCAGGUUCCCCUGAAAUACUUGCCACAGGAGUACGGUGGCGAGAAUGGAUCCGCGCCGGAUUUGGUGGCAGCUUGGGAGAAGAAAUUCGAUGAAUACACCGAGUUCUUCAACUCAAGCUCGGAAUAUGGCACUGACGAGAGCCUCCGCCCCGGAAAACCCAUCGACUUUGAGGGCUUAUUUGGCAGCGAAGGUUCCUUCCGGAAACUCAAUGUAGAUUAGGUUUAAUUUCCACAAAAAACUGUUUCUUCCUUGCCCAGAAUUCAGGAUAUAAAUGAUACAUUAUCGCCUUAAAAAAUUGUCUAUU
Molecule: messenger RNA, 1077 nt
Organism: Drosophila ananassae
Lineage: Eukaryota; Metazoa; Arthropoda; Insecta; Diptera; Drosophilidae
Product: alpha-tocopherol transfer protein-like
Exons: 2
Coding region: 57-992 (311 amino acids)
Cellular component (GO): membrane
Molecular function (GO): phosphatidylinositol bisphosphate binding
Source: RefSeq, a predicted model, not a curated record